Messenger RNA from Telopea speciosissima, 2277 nucleotides. RefSeq names its product transketolase, chloroplastic-like. The transcript is spliced from 7 exons. Lineage: Eukaryota; Viridiplantae; Streptophyta; Magnoliopsida; Proteales; Proteaceae. The record is from RefSeq and is a predicted model, not a curated record. Gene Ontology annotation, biological process: pentose-phosphate shunt. Gene Ontology annotation, molecular function: transketolase activity. The coding region runs from base 1 to 2241 and encodes 746 amino acids. Gene Ontology annotation, cellular component: cytosol.
AUGGCCAUCUCUUCCCUCCUCCUUCGAUCCUCACCAUCUUUCCUCCCUGCCAAACUCACCGACCACCGUAACAAUUUCUCCGGCCACUUCAGCACAAUCUCCUGCAGCAUCAAAACAAACCCAGAUCGUAAGAAUACCGUUACCCAUCUCUUCAAAGGCUAUAAAGAAUCCUGGAGAGAAGAGCUUAAAAGAGCAUACCAAUCUGAUCAUGAAGUGGAUGAUGGGGCGUUUCAGGAAAUGGUGGACCGGAGAUGUGUGGACAACGUUCGAAUGUUGAUCGUAGAUGCGGUGCAGCAGGCCAAGGCAGGACACCCAGGGAUGGCAUUGGGAAUGGCUGAAGUGGGGUAUCAUCUGUACCGGCAUGCUAUGAGGUAUAACUCAGGAAACCCUAAUUGGUUUAACAGAGACAGGUUCGUUUUGAGCGCAGGACACGGGUGUCUGCUUCAGUAUGUUUGUCUUCAUCUUGCUGGUUUCUCAUCGAUUCAGAUUGAAGACUUGCAACGGUUGUGCAAACUAGGGAGUCGAACCCCUGGCCACCCCGAGAAUGUGGUGACAGAGGGUAUUGAAGUCACAACCGGACCAUUGGGACAAGGUGUUGCCAAUGCAGUAGGUCUUGCUCUUGCAGAAGCUCACCUAGCUGCACGAUUCAAUAAACCCGAUGCUGUCAUUGUGGAUCACUAUACAUAUUGCAUCAUGGGUGAUGGGUGUUCCAUGGAAGGAAUAUCAAAUGAAGCUGCUUCUUUGGCAGCUCAUUGGAAGCUCAACAAACUCAUAUUGAUAUAUGAUGACAACCACAACACAAUCGAUGGAGAUACAAGUCUUGCAAUUUCUGAAGAUAUUUCCUCUCGAUUCAAGGCUCUUGGUUGGAACACUAUCUCAGUGGAUGACAUUCACAACAAUGUGGGAUCCUUUAAGAAUGCACUUCUCUCUGCUUCAACUGAAACUGAUAGACCAACUUUCAUCAAGGUGAAGACUUUGAUUGGGAAAUUAUCUAAAAAGGAAGGGACAUCAAAAGCUCAUCAUGGUACAUUUGAUGAUGAUGAUGUGAAAGAAAUGAGAAAGAAAGUUAACUGGGAAGAUCGAGAACCAUUCCAUGUUGUUCCAAUGGUUUAUAAGGAAAUGCAGAUCACAAGACAAUAUGGAGAGAAGUUAGAGAAGGAUUGGUACUCUGCUUUAGAUUUCUAUCAAACCAAAUAUCCUCAAGAAGCGGCAGAAUUCAAAACCCUCCUUAAUGGUGGCCUGCUUCCAGGCUGGGAAAAUGCAUUACCGGAGUGGUCUCAAUCUGAUCCUGUGGAUGCCACUAGGGGUUACUCAGAGAAGUGUCUAAACCAGCUAGCUAAAGUUCUUCCAGGAUUGAUUGGAGGUAGUGCAGAUCUUGCAAGCUCAAACAAAGCUUAUCUUCAUGACUAUGAAGAUUUCAUGAAGCCUAAUUCUCCAUGGGGACGCAACAUCCGCUAUGGAGUUCGUGAACAUGCAAUGGCUGGUAUUUCAAAUGGUAUUGCUCUUCAUAAGAGUGGAUUAAUCCCCUUCGCUGCUACCUUCCUUAUCUUCUCCGAUUACAUGAAAAAUUCGAUCAGAUUGUCUGCUCUAAGCCGCGCCGGAGUCAUUUACAUCAUGACUCAUGACUCAAUUGGUUUAGGGGAAGAUGGGCCAACCCAUCAGCCUGUGGAACAACUUGCAGGUCUUCGUGCUAUUCCCCGGCUACUACUCUUCCGACCAGCUGACGGGAAUGAGACAGCAGGUGCCUAUAAAAUGGCUGUUUCUAACAGAGAUACGCCAAGUCUUAUCGCCUUAUCAAGGCAAAAAUUGGCGGCGAACUUGGAAGGAACGUCGGCGAAUGCAGUUGAGAAAGGUGGAUAUAUAGUAAGUGACAAUUCUGAGGAAAAUUUGCCUGAAAUCAUACUAAUUGGUACAGGUUCUGAAUUGUGUCUUUGUGAGGGAAGUGCAGAGAGGUUAAGGAAAGAAGGGAGAAGAGUGAGAGUUGUCUCAUUAGUAUGUUGGAGACUUUUUGAUCGUCAGCCAAGGGAGUAUAAAGAGUCAGUCUUGCCUUCAAGGGUAACUAAGCGUGUAAGUGUAGAGGCAGGGUCACCCCAAGGGUGGAGGCAAUAUGUGGGAGCAGAAGGUGUAGUGAUUGGGAUAGAGGAUUUUGGGGCUAGUGGUGCUUAUUUGGAUACAUUUAAGAAGUUUGGGUUUACUGAAGAGAAUAUAACAAGGAUGGCACAGUCACUGUUGUAUAAUUAAGCUUAGGGAUGGAAUUUUCUGGCCAGAAAAUAAAAA